This is a messenger RNA of Zophobas morio, 1720 nucleotides long. RefSeq lists its product as uncharacterized. The coding region runs from base 85 to 1653 and encodes 522 amino acids. The transcript has 6 exons. NCBI's taxonomy places the organism in Eukaryota, Metazoa, Arthropoda, Insecta, Coleoptera, Tenebrionidae. The record is from RefSeq and is a predicted model, not a curated record.
UUAAGUUUUUACUUCUUGAAGUUGGAUAGUUACCUGAGUAAGCGUGUAUUUAUCACACAUCCUACCUCCAAACGUACUUUAAAUAUGAAACCCAAAAACUUAAAAUCCAAAGGCAAAAUAAGGUUAGACGAUUUAAGGAAAUGCUCAAACGAGCCCUCAAAACUCAUAGCGCGGAAUAAAAUUUUGUGCAAAGUACACUUUCUUAAGGAAGACUUAUAUAUGGUUAGAACUUUGUUUAUAUCUGAGUUGAUGACAAGUCAAGAUGUGGUAAAAAAGAUUACGAGAGAAAAAGGCACUUACACUCUAAUGUGUUUUGGCGAAAAUGAUCAGCUAAUUUCCUUUUCUCCUGACGAGUUAGUCUUUCCUUGGAUGGAAUAUGAUCCGACUAUAAAGUUAUUUGUGCUUUCGCCAGAUAACUUAGAAUUCGAGUGUGCAACCCCUCUUGCACCCGAAAAUGGUAUGCAAAAUACUUUUAAUUAUGCCGUUUUAGAGGAAGAAGGAUCCACUUCAGCAACUUCUACUCUUGUAAAAAGCGCUCCUAGUAUGAUAGUUUCAUGUGAAGUUUACGACAAAAACGAACUACUUUUCCAAAAAAGCAUAACCAUUACGGAAAAAACUACGGCAAGAUAUUUAAUUGAAGAAGUAAAUGAAGAUUUGAAUUUAGGCGUUUUUAUUGACAGAAAAGAAGUAGCGGAAAUGGACUUUGUGUAUCCUCUUUUAGUUAAUAAGGCGAUAGAUAAAUGCAAGGUGGUCCUAAAGCCGAGCUCAACGCAGCGGCACCAGCCAGGACCCAAGUUAGCCUUACCUCUCCCACUUGUAACUACGCCGCCCAUGGCUUUAAAGAAGAAACCAAGUGUGACUUUUGCUUCAGAGCCUCGUAUCUGCGACAAUCUCUCAAAAAAUACAACUCUUUCCGAGCCUUCAAAGGCAAACAGGCCCCUACAAAGUCUACUAGCCAAAGAAAUAAUUGCCAAAGGAGACUCCCGUUUACAGACUUCAGGGCCGCCUUCGGUGAAAGGAAAGCUUUCUCCUUCACAUGACAGCGAACACGCACAUUCGCGUUCUACCGGAAUGAAACCCGUUCCGCCUUCUCUUUUAGCAGCCACGUCAGCCAUAGGAGGCUCCUCUUCUCCCAGCCUCACUGCCCCAACAAAGCCCCUCUUUGGGCAACCAGCUAGUAAUUUACCAAUGGUUCCAGGUUCGAAAUUAUCCUCUACCAAAUCAAUGGAACGCAAAACUGUGGACAAGUCUAUUACUCCGACCACUUUGAAUUCUUCAAGUUUAGAGACUGUAGCAGGGCAUCCUUCCGAGUUGCAGGCUCGUGCUUCACCAGCCUCUUUGGCUCAAGAUGCUUACUCACAAGAACACUUACUCGGGAAAAGGGCCCCCGCUCCCUUUGCGAGGCCCAAAAAGAGUACAACUAGCUUUCAGGCAAAUAUUACACCCACGACCAGAGUCGAAAAUUCAGCAUCGUACUCAGGUGGGACUGAGGAUCCGAUUUUGGAUUUAAAGCACAAAAAUAAAGGAUCUGAGGAAAAUACUUUCGAUUGGGAAGAGCUAGAGGGGGCUUUUAAUCAAGACUUAAAUAAGAACAGAGAACGGAAAACCGAUGAUAUUGAUAACUUUGAUAAAUUUUUCCAGGAAUUUUUAUAGAGGUUGGAAACAAACUUCUCAAAAAAAUCUUUAAGUUUUUAUUGAACAGUAUAGUUAUUUAAAGCUU